AUGACUGUGCUGGAAAAUGCUGUGUUUUCUUUAUACGACGCAGAGGUUUUCAUCAAGUAUUUGAGGAACCUUGAAGAGAGACAUAAAACAUGGCCCGUGAGGCUGGAACAUUUCGAUGUAUGUAUUCUAUUAUGCCGAUCAAGGCUACUUACGGGUACAUAUUGUUGUAUAGCGCUGUAUAAUAAUGUAAACUUCAGAAGAGGGAAGUAUAGAGCUAUCUAAGAGUACAUAUCGCUGUUUAUGAUCCAUCAAUUUUUUUUUGCUCGCGCACGAUUGGUCUAAACUCACGCAAGUGACUAAAUAUCCCCCACCUAAAACUGGGUGAUAUCCGAGAAUAUAACCCAAGCGAUAUUCCCAAAUUUGCAAAUCUUACGUCCACCACGAUAAGUCUUCGUUUCAAACUUAAUUAAAUUCAGGAUAAGUUAGUAUUAUCAUCUGAGUUGAUUUCGUAAGCUGAAAGCUCACGUUUCGAGCGUUAGCCCUUUGCAAUCGCUCUGACGAAGGGCUAAAUCUCUUAAUUACCCCCUUCAGUCAUUCGAUUCAGUAAGCUGUUCAUAAAAAUUUUCCACAUGCGUUGUAAAAUAUUUGAAGGAUAAUAAACACAAUAGCCUCUAUUUUGCGAGAAAAUAUGUGCAGAUAUUUGUCCUUGGACAUUGUCUGUCCCUCGAAGGUCUCAGUUUUCGUAUCUUGGAACAGACAAUGUCCGCGGACAAAUAUCCGUACUCAUUUUCGCGCCAAAUUGGAGAAAUUAUUUAUAUAGCGCUGUAUGGUGAUGUGAAAUUCGGUGGAGGGAAGCAUAUGGCUAUUUAGGGGUACAUACUGUUGUGAAGCGCUAUAUGGUUACUGCAUUUUACGGAUUUACAGCGCUACUCAGGGGUUUAAUGUUGUAUUGUGCUGUAUAAUGAUAAAAGUUGCAGUAGAGGGAUGUAUAGUGGUAUUUAUUUUUGGCGUGCGUAUUCGAGGAGUUUAUUCUACGACGUUGGGAGACAUGGAGUCGAAUGAUCGACGGAACGUGUUUGCUCAUAAUGAAUCUCAACUAGUCAUCGACUAUCUCUCUAAGCACUAUAGUAACUUAUCCUUUCUUAAUCAUUGUUUCGUCAAAACUCUUUUCCAGGGUCUUCUCUGCGUCUACAUCCGAGAUGGCGGCUACCGACUCUGUGGAGUCUGUGAAUUGGCCUGCCGCUAUCUUGGAUUCGCAAUGUAGGUGGACCCUGGGCGAGAGUUUGACCCAUUCUCAAUCAGAUGAUACAUAUCAAACUCAUGGGGUACAAAUAGUCUUAACAUGAAUGUAGUGACCACGCCCACUUCAACACCCCACUCAAAUCGAGUGUAAUUUUCGAAUGUUUUACCAUCGUGCGGAUUCUCUACGGAAAAAGCACUCAAUGUACCUCUGAAAUAUUAAAAUUGUGGCUUUCUAUUUCGCUUAUUUUCUAACUUGAAGGUAAAGUUUUUCCCUCGUCAUUUUUACCUUUUCUCCGAGCGGUUGCGUGAAAUUAACAAGGCGUUUUUGAUCAAAACACGACCGAGCGAAGGGUCUCGGGCGAUAUCUCUUUUACGCAGGCGCAAAUUAAAAAUGUACCGCCAGAAUCAAAAAGAGGAACAAAUUUCCUUUGUUUUGAUAUGUAAAGUGUCGAACAAAAAGCAGAUUUGCCUUCGUCAAAUGGCGUUUCAAAACAGCUGUAUCUUCCUCCUUUUGAUUUUUCCUGUUUUGUAAGCGUGAAAGCAGUAGGAGAGGGAUCGGGAAACUCAGAAAGCGCUUCGGGAAUUAAUCUGCCAUCGUUUACUUACAAGAUAAACAAGUAAGAUUUGUGAAGUUCGUUGAAGUAUGAAGUCUAAAUAAAUGCCUUUUUAAAGCUUGUUUGCUGGAUUUUUCGUAAACUUCCCUGAUUAAUUUUUCGUUUCAGCUUACUAGUCUAUACUAUUUCAAAGCAAUGUCAAGACGAAGACGGAGAACCAUGAGUCGGUCCUUUCAACAAUCGUAAACAAAGUGUUUGGGCAUUCAGGUAUACGAGAUGUAAUAAUCAAUAGCCGCAUAUCAGAAGUCUUCGGAAAGAAAGUAUUCUGUCUUCAGAAAGCUGUCAAGAAAGCUAAUAAUCGUGGCGGAAGGCAAUUAAACGGGCCCUCGGUAUCGAUUUAAUAUCAUAUCGAUCUCAAUAUUAUACAGUUUUGUAUCUUUCUUCCGUGGAUUCGCCUUUCUAACGGGGGUUUAUGUUGAGAAUUCAUUGCAAAAUCGCUUUGUUUUUUUAAUUUCCCUCUUUGACCUGUCCGCCAUUUUGAAAAUUCGUAACGGAGAGCAUGCGCAUUACGUGGGGUUAGUGGUUGCGUACACCUGGAACCGAGAAAAACAAAUGUUCGUCGCACUGGGGAAAGAGUUUGAUAUGGAGAAGCCUUAAUUUGGACAUUGAAGGACUCGUUUCCAACAAAAUGCACCGAUUAUGUCGCCGAGCCUUGGAGGGAGCUGUUCCGCUUUAUAACUGCUACUAUGAUGAGAGGACUGAGGAGAGCAAACACUGGCACGUGAGACUUAAAACUGAGAGACCAUGUGGCCUGGGAAUGAGUUGA
Messenger RNA from Pocillopora meandrina, 2562 nucleotides. The record is from the annotation of a GenBank genome assembly. Lineage: Eukaryota; Metazoa; Cnidaria; Anthozoa; Scleractinia; Pocilloporidae.